AUGGCUGACGCCAUCACAUAUGCAGACCUGCGCUUUGUGAAAGCACCCUUGAAGAACAGCGCAUCUAGCCAUCUAGGACAGGACUGUGAGGCCUAUGAGGAUGGGGAACUCACCUACGAGAAUGUGCAAGUGUCUCCAGUCCCAGGGGGGCCACCAGGCUUGGCUUCCCCUACACUAGCGGACAAAGCAGGGGUCCGGUCAGAGCAACCAACUGCGACCUGGAGCUCUGUGAAGUCGUCUGCUCUCGGGCAGAUUCCCCGCUGUCCUACAAUCUGCUUGCAAUACUUCUUGCUUGGCCUCCUCGUGUCCUGUCUGAUGUUAGGGGUAGCUGUCAUCUGCCUGGGAGUUCGCUAUCUGCAGGUGUCUUGGCAGUUCCAGGAGGGGACCAGGAUUUGGGAAGCCACCAAUAGCAGCUUGCAGCAGCAGCUCAGGGAGAAGAUAAGUCAGCUGAGGCAGAAGGAGGUGGAGCUUCGGGAGUCUCAGAGAGAGCUGACCUCCAGCCAGGACAGGUUACAGGAGAAGCAGAAGACUCAGGAGGACACUGAGCAGCUACUGCAAGCCUGCCAGGCUGAGAGAGAGAAGACCAAGGAGAACUUGAGAAACGAGGAGGAGCGGAGGAGGGUCCUGGACCAGAAGUUGACAAGCACGCAGGAGACACUGAGACGCUUCUUCUCUGGUUCAUCAGACACCUGCUGUCCAUGUGGAUGGGUUCAGCAUCAGGACAGGUGCUUUUUCAUCUCACAUACCCUCAGAAGCCUGGAGGAGAGCCAGAACUACUGUGAAUCUCUGUCCUCCAAACUGGCAGCGUUCAGUGACUCUUCUAAGUACACCUAUCAAUACUUCUCUGAUGCCCCUCAGGUUUCUCUGCCCAGCAUCUUAGAGAAGUUGCUAGACGUUUCAAAAUCAUAUUGGAUCCAGCGUGUGAGCCGUACUGCAGAUUAUCCACAAAGUGGGAAGAAGCAGAGCUCAUAUUGUUACGUGAUAGAACAUUACUACCAGACGUGGGGAAAAAUUGUUUACAAGUGUACAGAUCCUCACCCCUGCAUUUGCGAGUUGGAGGCUUUCAGGUUUCCUGAUGGGACCCAUCUGAACUGA
Messenger RNA from Mus pahari (shrew mouse), 1095 nucleotides. RefSeq names its product CD72 molecule (gene Cd72). Lineage: Eukaryota; Metazoa; Chordata; Mammalia; Rodentia; Muridae. Gene Ontology annotation, cellular component: plasma membrane. The record is from RefSeq and is a predicted model, not a curated record. Bases 1 to 1095 code for a protein of 364 amino acids. Gene Ontology annotation, molecular function: transmembrane signaling receptor activity. The transcript has 8 exons.